Ctenopharyngodon idella (grass carp) is the source of this 1733-nucleotide messenger RNA. Its product is annotated as peroxidasin homolog. Bases 63 to 794 code for a protein of 243 amino acids. Lineage: Eukaryota; Metazoa; Chordata; Actinopteri; Cypriniformes; Xenocyprididae. The record is from RefSeq and is a predicted model, not a curated record. The transcript has 4 exons.
GAUACGUAACAUAUGAGUCAUCUAGAAAUACAGCUCCAUUCAUUCACAGUACUAAAGCAGAUAUGAGAGGAAACAUGGAGACAAAGAAGUUUUUCCUUAGUUUGUUUGCAGUUACUGCAUUCUUGCACGGUGUGUCUGCUGUUGGUUCAGUGUCAGUGUCUGUGAUGGAGGGAGAUUCAGUCACUCUAAAGACUGGUGUUAAAACAAACCAACAAGAAAAGAUUAAAUGGUAUUUUAAUGACACUCUCAUCGCACACAUCAAUGGAAGUCUCAGUGAUAUCUGUACAGAUAAAGGUAAUGAGAGAUUCAAACACAGACUGAAGCUGGAUCAUCAGACUGGAUCUCUGACCAUCAUGAACAUCAGAAACACACACUCUGGAGUUUAUAAAGCAGUGAUCAUCAAAAAAAGCGAGAAUGAAACAAUCUUCUAUGUUACCGUUUUUGGUGUUCCUGCUCCAGUGUCAGUGAAGGAGGGAGAAUCUGUCACUAUAGGUCCUGGUGUGAUAAACGACUCAAAUGAUGUGAUGAUAUGGAGUUUUAGUGGCAGACCCAUCGCUCAGAUCACCGGAAAUCAGAGUAAGAUCUUUACAGAAGAACAGGGUGAUGAUGGUGUGAGAUCAGUCAGAUACAGACUGAACGUGACCCAGACCGGAUCUCUGACCAUCAAAAACACCAGAUCCACAGACUCUGGACUUUAUCAACUACAGAUCAGCAGCAGCAGAUUCAACAUCACCAGGAGCUUCUGUGUUUGUGUCACUGAUGGAGAAAAGUCACGUGAUCUGAGCGGAUCUUAACUGGAUCAGUGUGUUUCUGCAACUUUAUUCCCAUUGACGUGAUUUAGAAAACACACACUUAAGCUGGUGCUGAUGAAAUACUUCACUUAUUAAUCAUAAAGCACUUUUUACAUGUUAUGGAAAUAAUUACCUUCCUGUUACUGGAAGCACAUUUCAUUUAGGACAUUUAGAUGAACAUUAUCUGGUAGUUGCACCUUAUAAACCUGGAAUAUAUUUACAUUAUCAUUUUGCAUGUUUAUUAUAAUAAGUGCAUUGGUUUAUGGUUAUGGAAGAGGUUUGUUUUCAGCAGUUUGUUGAAGGUUGAGAUGCUCUCAGCAGAUCAGAUGGAGUCGAAUGUUUCUGCAGUGAAGCUUCAUUGUGAUGAACCACUAGAUGGCGCUUAUUCACUCACUCUAUUGAUAUAAUUGUUAUAUAUUCAGUUCAACAAUAACCUACAGUUUGCAUUCAUAUAUCUUGAUCAAUUCAUAAAUCAAAUGUUUUGCAGCAUUUAACCCUCAGUUAACACUCAGUGACAUCUUCAAGACAAACCGACCAUGAGUUCUCAGGACAGUCAACAUUAUUUACGAAAUGUAUUAAAUUGACAAACUGAAUGUGAAUAUCUGCACUAAACAUGUUGUACUGUCAGUUUUUACUUGAUUUGUUAUCAAUGUACUGUAUGUGCAUAUGACUGCACAAAGUGAAUAAUUCAUACAAAUUGUUUUGCUUCAAAACAAACUUUGUAUUAUUGUGAUCCAGCACAGAGCUAGUUUGUUUGGCUCAUUAGAACUCAUUAGAAUUUGAAAUCCUUGUGGAGAAAAUGAAUUUGAACAAUACUUUUAAAGUAUAUGAAUCUGAUUGUAACUUUUGCUCUUUUUUGCAUGUUUGUAUUGUGAAUAUAUCCUAUUACUGUUGCUUUUAAUAACAGUGUGAAUAAAUGUAACACAAGCUGUUUUAAAUAAA